Molecule: messenger RNA, 1122 nt
Organism: Carassius carassius (crucian carp)
Lineage: Eukaryota; Metazoa; Chordata; Actinopteri; Cypriniformes; Cyprinidae
Product: inositol 1,4,5-triphosphate receptor associated 2
Exons: 11
Coding region: 15-1070 (351 amino acids)
Cellular component (GO): endoplasmic reticulum membrane
Source: RefSeq, a predicted model, not a curated record
UGUUUUAUCAGCAGAUGAAUGAAUCAGGCCUUGAUGAUUCUGCUGGAGUACUGGGAGACAGUGACGACAGCGAUGAGGGUACACAUACACUGCUGGCGGCUUCCUGGGAGAGUUUAUCCAUCAUGGAGCGACUGGGAUUAAAGAGCAGCGUGGAGAUGACGGAGGAGGAAGUGGAGAGCGCGUUUACCCAGAUUGCAGUGGGGUUUCACUGUGACCAGUACACACUGACCCAGCGGCUGCAGGCUGAGCAACACGAGCGCUGCGUCGCAGAAGAGAACCUGCAGAGAGAGCUGAGACAGAGCAGAGAGAUGCUGCAGGUGUUGUAUGAGCGCCUACAUGAGGUGGACAGCAAAAAGAUGGUGCAGCAGAUGGAGAACAACCUGCAGAUGCUUGAGAGCAGCAUGGACAAUGUCCUCAAAACAGCAGAGAUGCUCGGAGCUGCACACCAGGAAGCGCGUGUCAGUCACGCAGUGGAGCUGCUGUCAGUACACAUGGAGCAUCUCAAGAGACGUCACGUUACAGACAGCGAGGAGAUGCUGGAGGUCAGAAAGCUGCUCCACAGGAGGAAAGGUCGAUUGCACAGUGACUCCACAGAUGAUCGAGAGCUCUUCAGAUAUUCAUCACAACAGCCAACACGUCGCAGGGUCAGCAUCACCUUCCUCCCGACUCAGUCUGAGUUGAAGCAUCUAGAGACUUCGUUUCUGGAGAACUGCAAAGCUAGUUUGGAUGCAAAGGACAGGAGACAGGAAGUAGUUCCAGACGAUUCUCCCACGAGCAGUCUAAACCAAGACGAUGACGUGGACAGCAGCGUGUUUCAAAGUCCAACACAAAUCACGUCGCUGCGCCAUCGCCGCCGUUAUUCUCCUAAAGGACGCGCAUUUGAGGGGGAGGAGUCGAAACAAGGGGAGGAGCCCAACCGAGAGUUAUGUCUCGCUCCACUACAGCGCCCCCUGUUGUCCUGGAGGUCUACAUGCGGAAGCAUUGUCAGAAUGUUUUUGCUUGUAUUCGUUCUGCUGAUGCUGAUGGCAGCUCUUUUAUGUGUUGUCAUGAGUGUUUGUAUAAACAAUUGAUGGUUUAGUGUGGCUAUCUGAUCUUAAAAAUAAACAUUCUGUGAAAACUGAA